Stegastes partitus (bicolor damselfish) is the source of this 1362-nucleotide messenger RNA. RefSeq names its product LYR motif containing 7 (gene lyrm7). Gene Ontology annotation, biological process: mitochondrial respiratory chain complex III assembly. NCBI's taxonomy places the organism in Eukaryota, Metazoa, Chordata, Actinopteri, Pomacentridae. Gene Ontology annotation, molecular function: protein folding chaperone. Gene Ontology annotation, cellular component: mitochondrial matrix. The coding region runs from base 29 to 343 and encodes 104 amino acids. The transcript is spliced from 7 exons. The record is from RefSeq and is a predicted model, not a curated record.
CAGCUCGGAGGCAACACAAGAAGUCAAGAUGGGGACUCGUUUGAAGGUUCUAAGCACGUUUAAAUCACUACACAGAACAAGGAUGGCUGUGUUCAGAGAUGAUGACAGAGCACUGGCAGCUGCAAGAUUAAAGAUCAACGAGGAGUUCAAGAAAAACAAACAUGAAACGUCAGAAGAAAAUAUUGAGAAGAUGAUCAAAAUGGGUUCAGACGUGGAAAUUGUUCUUCGAAACGCUGUCAUGCAAAUGGAACACGUCGGAGAAAAGAGGCUCUUGCUUCGCCCCAGAGAAGACCUUCUACUAGACAACGUACCCUACUGUGACCAACCCCGGACAAAGUCAUGACACACCAUCUGAUUACAUCUUGUGCAUCAGGAGACUCACUAUCAUCCAUUCAUAUUCAAAUGAGAUUUAAAUGAUUUGUCAAAACAGCAUUUCAGAUUGUUCAGGAUCACCUGAGGCUCCCACAUGUUUCCAUGUCUUGCCUCUGAGCUUGAGGCUGCUAUGUUCAUCUGUUUGAGGUACUGCAGUACUCUGGGAGGGGCUGGGGGAUGACAGCAACCUCUGUUCCUCCACCGCCAGCUUCUUCCUGUAAGCACUGAUCUCCAUGUCCAGAGCUAACUUGACGUCUAGCAGGUUCUCAUAGUCUUCCAGUUGACUGUACAUUUGGCUCAUCUUCAGCCAUUACUGCUCCUUCUGACUGAGUUUCUGUUGCCAAACCUCCUGCUCCCUGUCUAGAGUUCUCUCCAGCUCCUGAAAGAGUAAAUACCUGCUUUUGUUUCAGUGAAGAUCUUUUAUUGUUUAUUCAGAUUCAAGUAGUCUGUACUCUGGAUGCAACAAGUUAAUGCAUUGUAUUUUAUCAAAUGGAAUUGUAAAUGUUUUCUGUUUUCUGCAGCUUAUGAUUCAGUCAAACUAGGGGAAACAUUAUUUUGCCAUUACUGGGGAAGAAAAAAAAGGUGUUCUGAGGUGUGUUCUCAGAGCGUCCCACAUUUCAUUUGAAAUCACCAAAAACAAUGCUUGAUACAACCAACAUAAUGCUGAAUAAUUUUCCUCUUUAAGAUCUAACAAUAUGGAUGAAUGCAUAUGCAGUCAAAAAUAUUUAUCACAUUUUACUGGACUGAUUGUUUGUAUUUGCCACUGAAUGUGAAAUGUGUCAGUAAUAAAGUUGUGACUCUUUAAUCGAGGUUUUCAGGACAAUAUGGUAUAUUAUAAAAACAAGAUAUGUAUCUUCAGACACGUGCAACAGAUAAUGACUACAGUGUAGUGACAUGGACAUUUAUAUUUCUCUUAUUUUUUCCUCUUGUCUAUAUCAAUGCAUUUCCUGAAUUUUGGAUAAAGGAAUAAUUAAAUGAGAAAAUAAGGUU